GCAGCGAGCCCUAGGGCGGUUGGAUCGAACCGUGUAAAAACCAGCCUUCUUUGCCCGCUCAAACAGAGUCCUCGCUACUCUCUUCUCUCUGCUUCGCCUCGUCUUCGCUCUUGGCCAGUGAGCCCUAGCGUUCGUCUUCUUCGCAGCGAUGAAGCUCGUCAGGUUUUUGAUGAAGCUGAACAACGAGACCGUCUCCAUCGAGCUCAAGAAUGGGACUGUGGUUCACGGCACCAUCACAGGUGUCGACAUUAGUAUGAACACACAUCUCAAGACUGUGAAACUCACAUUGAAAGGGAAAAACCCAGUGACUCUGGACCACCUGAGUGUGAGGGGGAAUAAUAUUCGUUACUACAUUCUUCCAGACAGUAUAAAUCUUGAGACUUUAUUGGUGGAAGAGACACCUCGGGUCAAACCGAAGAAGCCAACUGCUGGGAGGGCUUUGGGACGAGGUCGGGGCCGUGGACGUGGACGUGGUCGUGGACGCGGGCGUUAAGUUUGCUGUUCGCAGUUUCAAAAUUUUUGUUAUCUCUGAGGUUGGUGUAGAAACCAUCGGGGUGGCAGGAAAGAUGUGUUGGUUCUCUGGACUUAUAAAAGGUCGGCGACACUGUACUCUAGUCGGAGUUUUAUGGUAGAAUUCUUAAACUGCACCUGGAGUUACUUGCAAUUAUCAGUCUGGUAUUGUUGAUCGUAUUGACGAACUUUCUAAUGGAAUAGUCUUCCACCAGUGAA
This is a messenger RNA of Rhodamnia argentea, 729 nucleotides long. RefSeq names its product small nuclear ribonucleoprotein SmD1a-like. The record is from RefSeq and is a predicted model, not a curated record. Bases 149 to 493 code for a protein of 114 amino acids. Gene Ontology annotation, molecular function: RNA binding. Gene Ontology annotation, cellular component: catalytic step 2 spliceosome; U12-type spliceosomal complex; U4 snRNP. The transcript has 4 exons. Gene Ontology annotation, biological process: spliceosomal snRNP assembly; RNA processing. NCBI's taxonomy places the organism in Eukaryota, Viridiplantae, Streptophyta, Magnoliopsida, Myrtales, Myrtaceae.